Molecule: messenger RNA, 1710 nt
Organism: Ceratotherium simum simum (southern white rhinoceros)
Lineage: Eukaryota; Metazoa; Chordata; Mammalia; Perissodactyla; Rhinocerotidae
Gene: IFNLR1
Product: interferon lambda receptor 1
Biological process (GO): cytokine-mediated signaling pathway
Cellular component (GO): plasma membrane
Molecular function (GO): cytokine receptor activity; protein binding
Source: RefSeq, a predicted model, not a curated record
GAGGCGGGAGGCGGGACCUGGCCCCGCCGGGCGGGCCGCGGAAGGGCCGACAUGGCCGGGGCCCGGCAGUGGGCCCCCCUGCUCCUGUGCCUGCUGCAGUCCGCUGCAGCGAGGCCCCGUUUGGCACCUCCCCAGAAUGUGACACUGCUCUCCCGGAACUUCGGCGUGUACCUGACGUGGCUCCCAGGACCUGGCAGCCCCCAGGACGUGACCUAUUUUGUGGCUUAUCAGAGCUCUGCAACCCCCAGACGGUGGCGAAAAGUGGAAAAGUGUGCAGGAAUCCGAGAGCUGGCAUGUUCUCUGAUGUGCCUGAAGAAACAAGACCUGUACAACAAGUUCAAGGGGCGUGUGCGGGUGGUCUCUCCCAGCGCCACGUCCCCCUGGGUGGAGUCCAAGUACCUGGAUUACCUUUUUGAAGUGGAGCCGGCCCCGCCUGUCCUCGUAGUCAGCCGGACAGAGGAGAUCCUGAGCGUCAAUGCCACAUACCAGCUGCCCUUCUGCAUGCCCCGGCCAGAUCUGAAGUAUGAGGUGGAUUUCUGGAAGGAGGGGAUGAGGAACAAGACCCGACUUCCAGUCACUCCCCAUGGCCAGCCCGUCCAGAUCCCCCUCCAGCCAGCCACCAGCGGACAGCACUGCCUCAGCGCCAGAACCAUCUACACCUUCGGUGACUCCAUAUACAGCAAGUUCUCUGAGCCCAUCUGCUUCUUCCUGGAGGUGCCAGGAGCCAACUGGACAUUCCUGGUGUUACUUCUGCUUCUGCUGCCACUGCUGUUGGUCAUUGCCACGGGGCGUGUGAUCUGGAAGAGCUUCCUGGGGAACCCCUGGUUUCAGCAGGCAAAGAUGCCACAGGCCCUGGACUUUUCUGGACACAGACACCCCGUGGCAACCUUUCAGCCCAGUGGCCCAGAGUCUCCAGAUGACUUGAUCCUCUGUCCCCAAAAGGAACUGACCAGAAGGGUCAGGCUGAUCCCUGGAGUCAGGGCCCCAGCCACCGUCCAGGCAGGAUCAGAGAAGGGCGGUGCUGAGGAAAAGAAAGAUGAGGAGGAGGAUGAGGAGGACACAGACGACAGCAUCAGCGUCCAGCCCUACCUUGAGCCACCUUCCUUCCUGGGGCAGGAGCACCAGAUCCCGGGACGCUCUGAGGCAGGGACAGCUCUGGUCCAGGCCGAAGGCUCCCCUGGUUGGGAUUCUUCAGACACAAGCUGUGCCAGCAGUGGGGGCUCGUCGCCCUGGGAAGAGGCUGGUUCUUCUGGCUAUUUGGCCAAGAAGGGGCCAGGCCAAGGGCCGGGUGUGGACAGGUGUCAGGAGCCCCUCCCACAAUCCGAAUUAUCCGAGGACUUGGGUUCUCUGGAAGAGCCCCCAAGAGAUGAUCUCUCCUCCUGGGCCAGCUGGGGCUCCUCGUCACCAGGGCUUAAGCUCAUCCCCGGGGAGCCCCCAAUUUCCCUUCAGACACUGACCUUCUGCUGGGACAGCAGCCCCGAGGAGGAGGAGGAAGAAGAAGAGGGUGGGAUGGAAUCAGAAAUUGAGGACAGCAGUGCCGGCAGCGGGGGGGCUGACAGCUGCCAGAGCACCGAGGUCAGGGGCAGUACACUGGGGCAUUACAUAGCCAGGUGACUGUCCCCUGGCUUCCCACUAAGUCUGGUGCUGCUGAGCUUCCCAAGGACCCAAGAUGCCACCGAGACUUGAGAGCCUGCGAGCAUCAUCAUUGAG